Sporothrix brasiliensis 5110 is the source of this 1317-nucleotide messenger RNA. Its product is annotated as enolase. Gene Ontology annotation, cellular component: phosphopyruvate hydratase complex. The record is from RefSeq and is a predicted model, not a curated record. The transcript has 4 exons. NCBI's taxonomy places the organism in Eukaryota, Fungi, Ascomycota, Sordariomycetes, Ophiostomatales, Ophiostomataceae. The coding region runs from base 1 to 1317 and encodes 438 amino acids. Gene Ontology annotation, molecular function: magnesium ion binding; phosphopyruvate hydratase activity. Gene Ontology annotation, biological process: glycolytic process.
AUGGCCAUCACCAAGAUCCACGCGCGCUACGUCUACGACUCGCGCGGCAACCCGACCGUUGAGGUCGACGUUGUCACCGAGACUGGCCUGCACCGCGCCAUUGUCCCCUCGGGUGCCUCCACUGGCCAACACGAGGCUUGCGAGCUCCGCGAUGGCGACAAGGAGAAAUGGGGUGGCAAGGGUGUCCUGACCGCUGUCAAGAACGUCAACGAGAUCAUUGGCCCCGCCAUCAUCAAGGAGGCCGUCGACGUCAAGGACCAGUCCAAGGUCGACAAGUUCCUGAUUGACCUUGAUGGUACCCCCAACAAGACCAAGCUGGGCGCCAACGCCAUCCUGGGCGUGUCCCUGGCCAUUGCCAAGGCUGGCGCUGCCGAGAAGGGUGUCCCUCUGUACGCCCACGUCUCCGACCUGGCCGGCACCAAGAAGCCCUAUGUCCUGCCCGUUCCCUUCAUGAACGUCCUCAACGGCGGUUCCCACGCCGGUGGCCGCCUGGCUUUCCAGGAGUUCAUGAUCGUCCCCAGCGACGCCCCCUCUUUCUCCGAGGCCCUGCGCUGGGGUGCUGAGGUGUACCAGCAGCUGAAGAGCCUGGCCAAGAAGAAGUACGGCCAGUCUGCCGGCAACGUCGGCGACGAGGGUGGCGUCGCCCCUGAUAUCCAGACUGCCGACGAGGCUCUUGAGCUGAUCGCCGAGGCCAUCGAGAAGGCCGGCUACACUGGCCGCAUGAACAUCGCCAUGGACGUUGCCUCCAGCGAGUUCUACAAGGAGGAUGUCAAGAAGUACGAUCUGGACUUCAAGAACCCCGAGAGCGACCCCACCAAGUGGAUCACCUACGAGCAGCUGGCCCAGAUCUACUCCGACCUCAGCAAGAAGUACCCCAUUGUCAGCAUUGAGGACCCCUUCGCCGAGGAUGACUGGGAGGCCUGGAGCUACUUCUACAAGACCCAGAACAUCCAGAUCGUUGGUGACGACCUGACGGUCACCAACCCCCUGCGCAUCAAGAAGGCCAUUGAGCUCAAGGCUUGCAACGCCCUGCUGCUGAAGGUCAACCAGAUCGGUACCCUGACCGAGUCAAUCCAGGCCGCCAAGGACUCCUACGCCGACGGCUGGGGCGUCAUGGUGUCCCACCGCUCUGGUGAGACUGAGGAUGUCACCAUUGCUGACAUUGUCGUCGGUAUCCGUUCUGGCGAGAUCAAGACUGGUGCCCCGGCCCGCUCGGAGCGCCUGGCCAAGCUGAACCAGCUGCUGCGCAUCGAGGAGGAGCUCGGCGAGAACGCCGUCUACGCCGGCAAGAACUUCCGCACCUCGGUGAACAUCUAA